Messenger RNA from Callorhinchus milii (elephant shark), 2338 nucleotides. RefSeq names its product La ribonucleoprotein 4. Gene Ontology annotation, molecular function: mRNA 3'-UTR binding. Gene Ontology annotation, cellular component: cytoplasmic stress granule; cytosol. Lineage: Eukaryota; Metazoa; Chordata; Chondrichthyes; Chimaeriformes; Callorhinchidae. The coding region runs from base 46 to 2295 and encodes 749 amino acids. Gene Ontology annotation, biological process: positive regulation of translation. The record is from RefSeq and is a predicted model, not a curated record. The transcript is spliced from 17 exons.
CAGGCAGCGCGACCCCAAGCUGGAGAGGCGGAGAGCGGCGGCGGCAUGGUAACUUCCAAGGGGGCUGGCCUGAACCCGAACGCUAAGGUAUGGCAGGAGAUUCCUCCCCAGAGCGCCGAGGCCACUCCAGCGGCCAUCAGCACUGAGAGCACGUGGCAAGAGAGCGUGACGCCAACCCCCAUCCCCUACGCUGAAGCGUACAUUGAGCCCGGAGGGGACGGCAGUAAGCAGUACAGCGUGAUGUACACCCCACCCCCCGAGACCACCGGCAGCAGCACCGCAGAGCCCACAGCCAUCAACGGCCUCGACCUGCCCCCUGUGGAGCUCGCUUACCCUCUGUAUGAGCACUCGCCAGCCACAGGCGAUGGCAGCCAAUCAGAGGAACAACCGACAACCACAGAGGACCUGAGAGAUUCCUUAAAGAAACAGCUGGAAUUCUGUUUCUCUAGGGAGAAUCUGUCCAAGGAUUUGUAUCUGGUGUCUCAGAUGGACAGCGACCAUUUUGUCCCAAUAUGGACCAUAGCCAACAUCGAGGGCAUAAAGAAGUUGACGGCUGAUAUCGAACUCAUUCUGGAUGUCCUGCGAUCAUCUCCAAUGGUGCAAGUGGAUGACAAAGGGGAGAAGGUGAGGCCGAACCACAAACGAUGUAUAAUAAUCCUGCGAGAGAUCCCGGAAACUACCCCUGUUGAGGACGUCCAGGCACUUUUCAAGAGUGAGAAUUGCCCGAAGGUGAUCAGUUGUGAAUUUGCCCACAACAACAACUGGUACAUCACAUUCCAGUCUGACAGCGAUGCACAGCAGGCUUUCAAAUACUUAAGGGAAGAAGUGAAAACUUUUCAAGGGAAGCCAAUAUUGGCCAGGAUCAAAGCGAAGCCUAUCGCCAUCAACACGUUCUUCCCAAAGAAUGGAUAUCGGGUGCUGGAGUCCAACCUGUACCCUCAGCAGACACAGACACAGCAGCAGUUUGCCUCCCCGCUAUUCAUGCAGCCCGUCUUCAACCCACAGCAGCAGUACCCUCUGUACAGCAUCGUGCCCCAGGCCUGGCCUGCCACCCCUCCCUACUUUGAGACCCCCUUGGCACCAUUUCCCAACAGUGGCUUUGUGAAUGGCUUCUCCUCCCCGGGAACGUACAAACCCAACUCCUCGUCGCAGACUCUAAUCCGCCCUUACUACAGAAACCGCGUCCCGCUGUAUUCCAGAAAGAAUGUGAUUAAUUACAGGAGUCACAGUAAACUCCACCCGCGCUCAAACACGAACAACCCGUGUGCGGAGGCGGGCGGCAGCGCGGUGGGCCAGGGUCCCCCACUGGACCCCACGGGAACGAACGCCAGCCCGAGAAGCCCCCAGGCCCAGCGGCACACGGGCAGCUCCGCGACACACCAGGACCACGGCGCCGGCUACAGUCACAGGGACCCCCUGUCGCCUGUCACGGAGCUCAACGGAGACGGCAGCCUGUCCAUGAGGGGCCGGCGCAACAUGUACAGAGGCCGGAGGAGACGAGAGGACGACAGGACUGUGAGAGCGCCGCCUCUGGAGUUACCGGCACCAAAACUGGACCUGGCCCCAUCAAACUUCCCGCCUCUGCCCGGCUCAGUGGCCAGCCCGCAGGGGGAGAUGGUGCUCGAGAACAGGAUGUCCGAUGUGGUCCGGGGCAUCAGCAAAGACAAGCAGGAGUCCAGUAAGGAGAGCAGUGUAAAUGCUUCAGUCGCAGCCUCCGACGAUGUGCCACCCAACACCGUGCCCCAGCCAUCCGCCGCAGCCAAGUGCGCGAGUCAGCCCACUCCCCUGGACACAAACACCGUGACAGUCAGCCCGUCGCAGCCCGACAAGAAGGUGACCGAGACGCCAGGACAACAGGAAACAUCCUCUCAGGCCUCCUCUUCCUCUCCCCCCUCCUCAUCCUCCCCGCCAGCCGUUAGCAAACCAGCCCGGACUAGCAGCGCCCAAGCUAGUGAGCCCAGAAAGCUGAGUUACGCCGAGGUUUGCCAGAGACCACCCAAGGACCCCCCCCCACCCCCGGUCCAGCCGCUCCGAGAACUGCGCACAAACACGGCCACCGGCAAGGCCGAGGAGAGCGCCGGCGGGGGGGCGGGAGAGAAGAGCCCGGACAAACCGCAGGAGAAGCCGGAGGGGCGGCCGAAGGAGCCGGCCGGCUACCGGGGCGGCCCGGCCCCGCGCGGAGCUGCCGGUAAGAUCAAGGAGCAACGCCGGCAAUUCGGACGCCGGGCUUCACCUCAGGGGGCUGGCAGGCGUUCCGGGAAAGAGCAGACCGCGCCUCCCAAAUCACCAAAGUAAAAACAAAGCAAAAUCAAACUGUGCUCACCUUCCUUCUCCCUCC